AUGGGCCCACCGUUAGCUUCCGCUAUGGCACACCCUGCCGCGCCGCCCGUCACCCUGCGGCCCGCGUCGCUUGCUGCCCGCAUGCGCCCUGCUGCCCGCGCGCCCUGCAGCCUGCGUCGCCUGCUGCCCCCGCAUGCGCCCUGUUGCCCUGUGCGCCCCGCGCGCUCUACUGCCUGCGUGCCCCGCGUGCCCUGCUGCCCUGCGCGUCCAGCGCGCCCUGCUGCCCCGCGCGCCCCGCGCGCCCUGCUGCCCUGCGUGCCUCUUUCACAGGUGGGCUGCUGGGCACAGGUGGGGCUGCUGGUCACAGGUGGGGCUGCUGGUCACAGGUGGGGCUGCUGGUCACAGGUGGGGCUGCUGGUCACAGGUGGGGCUGCUGGUCACAGGUGGGGCUGCUGGUCACAGGUAGGGCUGCUGGUCACAGGUGGGGCUGCUGGUCACAGGUGGGGCUGCUGGUCACAGGUGGGGCUGCUGGUCACAGGUGGGGCUGCUGGUCACAGGUGGGGCUGCUGGUCACAGGUGGGGCUGCUGGUCACAGGUGGGGCUGCUGGUCACAGGUGGGGUUGCUGGUGCUGGUGCUGGCGGCUGGCGCUGGUGCUGGUUCCUGGUGCUGGCAGCUGGCACUGGGGCUGGUUCCUGAUGUUGGCGGCUGGCGCUGGGGCUGGUUCCUGGUGCUGGCGGCUGGCGCUGGUGCUGGUUCCUGGUGCUGACGGCUGGCACUGGGGCUGGUUCCUGGUGCUGGCGGCCGGCGCUGGGGCUGGUUCCUGGUGCUGGCGACUGGCGCUGGGGCUGGUUCCUGGUGCUGGCGGCUGGCGCUGGGGCUGGUUCCUGGUGCUGGCGGCUGGCGCUGGGGCUGGUUCCUGGUGCUGGCGGCUGGCGCUGGGGCUGGUUCCUGGUGCUGGCGGCUGGCGCUGGGGCUGGUUCCUGGUGCUGGCGGCUGGCGCUGGGGCUGGUUCCUGGUGCUGGCGGCUGGCGCUGGGGCUGGUUCCUGGUGCUGGCGGCUGGCGCUGGUGCUGGUUCCUGGUGCUGGCGGCUGGCGCUGGUGCGAUCGCCCCAGCCGCUCAUUCGCCCGCUCUGCCCGUCGCAUUCCCCCCGCGCCAGCGCCAGGAACAGCACCAGCGCCAGCCGCCAGCACCAGGAACCAGCACCAGCGCCAGCCGCCAGCACCAGGAACCAGCCCCAGCGCCAGCCGCCAGCACCAGGAACCAGCCCCAGCGCCAGCCGCCAGCACCAGGAACCAGCCCCAGCGCCAGCCGCCAGCACCAGGAACCAGCCCCAGCGCCAGCCGCCAGCACCAGGAACCAGCCCCAGCGCCAGUCGCCAGCACCAGGAACCAGCCCUAGCGCCGGCCGCCAGCACCAGGAACCAGCCCCAGUGCCAGCCGUCAGCACCAGGAACCAGCACCAGCGCCAGCCGCCAGCACCAGGAACCAGCCCCAGCGCCAGCCGCCAGCAUCAGGAACCAGCCCCAGUGCCAGCUGCCAGCACCAGGAACCAGCACCAGCGCCAGCCGCCAGCACCAGCACCAGCAACCCCACCUGUGACCAGCAGCCCCACCUGUGACCAGCAGCCCCACCUGUGA
Messenger RNA from Closterium sp. Naga37s-1, 1578 nucleotides. The record is from the annotation of a GenBank genome assembly. NCBI's taxonomy places the organism in Eukaryota, Viridiplantae, Streptophyta, Zygnematophyceae, Desmidiales, Closteriaceae.